Alosa alosa (allis shad) is the source of this 1117-nucleotide messenger RNA. It is a transcript of the gene chmp5b, whose product is annotated as charged multivesicular body protein 5b. The coding region runs from base 93 to 755 and encodes 220 amino acids. Lineage: Eukaryota; Metazoa; Chordata; Actinopteri; Clupeiformes; Clupeidae. The transcript has 8 exons. Gene Ontology annotation, cellular component: multivesicular body. The record is from RefSeq and is a predicted model, not a curated record. Gene Ontology annotation, biological process: vesicle budding from membrane; late endosome to vacuole transport via multivesicular body sorting pathway.
UGAUGUUAUUUCCGGGAUAGCUGGGUUCAGUUUCGUAGGGCUGUAAACUGUUUAGCCAUUUGUUCUGCCUUAAUUGUUUAACUUUAGACGAAAUGAAUCGAAUUUUUGGUCGAGGAAAAGCUAAGGGGCCACCCCCGAACUUAACAGAUUGCAUAGGAGGUGUGGAUGCACGGGCUGAAUCCGUUGACAAGAAAAUAGCCAGGUUAGAUGCAGAACUGGCGAAAUACAAGGAUCAGAUGAAGAAGAUGCGAGAUGGACCCUCGAAGAACAUGGUGAAGCAGAAAGCAAUGCGAGUCCUGAAGCAGAAGAGAAUGUAUGAGGGGCAGAGAGAUCAGUUGACGCAACAAUCCUUCAACAUGGAACAAGCCAACUAUACCAUCCAGACCCUGAAGGACACUAAAACCACUGUGGACGCCAUGAAGAUCGCAGCCAAAGACAUGAAAAAGGCAUACAAAAAUGUGAAGAUUGAUCAGAUUGACGAUCUGCAAGACCAGCUGGAGGACAUGAUGGAGGAUGCUAAUGAAGUACAGGAGGCCCUGAGCCGAAGCUAUGGCACUCCCGACAUAGAUGAAGACGACCUUGAGGCGGAACUGGAUGCACUUGGUGAUGAACUGCUCUUUGAUGAGGACUCCUCUUACCUUGACGAAGCCUCCACUGCUCCAUCCAUACCCGAGGGUCUACCAGGAGACAAAUCUACCAACAGGGAUGGUGUUCUGGUUGAUGAAUUUGGCUUACCUCAGAUCCCUGCAACAUAAAGCUUACAUGAACAAGGAGCACUCUUAUUUUAUAUGAGAAUCAUGUUUAUAUUAAACUCAAGCCUAUAAACACAGCCAAUCUGCCUGAGAAGGAAAGGGGUAUGCUAAGAUAGCAAGCACCUCAGUUUGUCUUUUGCUCAUUCAGAGACUAACCUGUUACGGCUAUCAAUAUCAGGAAUGUAUCUACCGCAAUCAACUUUCAUGUUAAUCCUUUUUCUAUAUUGCUUUUGAUUUUACUUCAUGGGGGUGUCAGGCAAAGCAUUGUUUCUGUAGUUAUAGCAGGGAUCUUGGUGUAUGGUUGACUGACUUUGUACUGCAACAAUGUUGCCAACACGUGACAUAAUAAAUUAUUUUAUAUUUCA